Messenger RNA from Penicillium taxi, 2196 nucleotides. RefSeq lists its product as uncharacterized. Bases 1 to 2196 code for a protein of 731 amino acids. The transcript has 2 exons. NCBI's taxonomy places the organism in Eukaryota, Fungi, Ascomycota, Eurotiomycetes, Eurotiales, Aspergillaceae. The record is from RefSeq and is a predicted model, not a curated record. Gene Ontology annotation, molecular function: protein binding.
AUGGCGACUGUCAACCAAAAUAUGUUUGCUGCCAGCAUAGCAGCUGAAAGAAGUCGCGGUGCAUCCUUAUUAUCGCUACCUUUGAAUCUGAUCGCCCUGAUUGUGUCAAAUGUCGAUGAUACCGGUGAUCUCGCUAGACUAUGUCAAACAUGUCGCGUUCUCAACUAUAUGGCGCUUCCGCAGCUUUACCGCGACUUGACCCUCACCUCCUACGAUAGGAUACGUUACCGCGGCGGACAUCCUGAAGGCAUCGGAAGCGCAAGUCCUUUCACCAUGGGACUGAAUGCUGUUAUCACUAGGCCAUUUGCGACACUUGUUCAAUCUAUAACCCUCCGAGGCGACUGGAAGGACCAAGAUCUCGAAGAGCACGCUCAACUCGGGAGAGUAACGGAUUCAGUCAUGCUCCUGAACAUUACUGCACGGGCGGCCGUGGAUCGCAUGACCAAUCUGCAGAGCUUCAGCUGGGAUCUCAACACCAAAAUGCUAGAUAUUGUAUACUCGGGCUUGACGCAGCUGCCGCAUCUGACCUCGCUAACUAUUCGAUUCCCCUCUACCCGCCAUCCACAGCCUACGUUUGUGCUACCGGGAAUGCCGCAUCUGCGGUGCCUCAAAAUCACUAAUAUUGAUCCACUGUGUUACCCCGACGAUAUCGCAACCAUGUUGUUCAAGAGCAGGAAAUUACAAGAUCUCAGACUACAUUGGUCACCGCGCAUGCGACUUGCGCAGGAACCCAGCAUCUCUCUACAUGAUUACUUCCGAAAGUGUAUCGCUGCAAAGCAGCCCCUUGCAGUGAAGAAGAUCUCCUUCCAGAACAUGUUUGCCUUCCACAGUGCGGAAUUUAAUGACGCAUUUGACCCGACGACGGUCGAAGAUGUCACAUUCCUUAGCGGGACGGAUAAUAUGAGUUUGGGCAACAAAUUUGUCGAGCACAGUUGGCCCGUGGCACCUCCACAUCGAAAACUAAAAAUCAAGUCCUGUCGAGUCGAUGCGAUAUCAAAACGAAACUCGGAAUUUCUAGAGAAUUUUAAGGGGCUAGAACGACUAUAUUUUGUAAAUGUGACUACAGAUUCCUCAGACUAUCUCAACUCGCCUCGACCCGCGGGGACAGGUUCAACUGCCCUCACGCCUCCUGUCACCGACUAUGCUGUCUAUAAUGCUCCAACUGGAACAACAAAUUCCCCUACCGUGGCCUCCCCCGUCAAUCAAUUCAAUGUGACUUUGAGUGUGAGAGAUAAAUAUCUCGCCAAUAUCAUGACGCAUCAUGGAGCUAGCCUUCGCCACCUACUGCUUUGCUCGAAAUGGCCGUUGUCGACCUCUAUGGUCGCGCGUCUGGUCCAUAGUUGCCCAAACCUGGAACAAUUAGCCCUGUCAACAGAAUUCUCCAGCAUAGAGUCACUCGGUAUGCUGGUUCCAUUCCUUCGGAGGCUGGUGGCGCUUCGACUCUUGAUUCCUGCAGGCUCCCCAGCACCUCAGACUGGCCCUGCAAACGGCUCUUCUAAUCGAGCACCUAAUAUGUCCUUCGACCCUCCUUUCAAGAUUAAGCAAUUGUCUUGGGCGGAGACAUCAAUCGAGCUCCCCAAGGACGUCGAGGAUGCGAUUUCCAACGCACGGAGCCUCGCGGAUCUUGUGGAUAUGGACGAUCAGCUGCUCAUGAAAAUGAUGAGUUUCGACUUAGCAGAUAAGAAAAUCUUUGGUAGGCUCAAGAUCGUUGGCUUGGGAUGGAAAGCGUUUGAGCUACGUGACUUUUACGAGUCUCCUCUCCAGGCCAAAAUAUCACCCCAGGUGGAUUCCCCAGAUGUCAAUCUUGAUACAUCUACCAGUGAACUCAACGGCAGCGAUGGUAGCGCUGGCGUUGUCACCAGCACACUCACCUCCCCCUCUCUAUCUCCCGCUCUUGCCAAUGGCGCAGAUAUCAAACACCAUCUAUCAGAUCAAACAUAUGUUGGACCGUCAUUAAAGAUACGUUCUUCAAUACUAGGGAAGCACCCACGAGAUGAUGAGGUUACGGAAUCACGUUCUCGUCCAUCCAUUCCCCUUUCGGAUUCUGAACCCCAUGACCUCGCCCUAUCUGGCCGUGUUUGCUUCCCCCCUGUCAUAACUGAGAGCGGAAACGUCAUGAGGCGUGGUAUGCGCCGAGUCGGCUGGGAUGUCCUGAAGCACUGGGAAAUAUGGGCUCUGGAUGCACAAGAGAUUUGA